CUCGAGCCAGGUGGGGAGGGUCGGACGGGGCCAGGAGGAGGGCAACACUUCCCUUCCCUUGGCACCUCCCAGGAGGACGUGCGCAUUCUUCCUCCUCGCCUCUUUUUUUAUGGUUCAAAUACCAAUCUCUCGUCCACAGACCUCCUGCAGGGCAACAGGCCCGACCAAACCCUGGGGAGAAGGCGGCCGCGCGCGCGCCCGGCGGCGGCGGCGGCCCGUCGGGCCGGGGCCUCGGCGGCGCGCGCCAGGCCCGGACAGGCCGGCGCUGGCCCAGUCGGCGCGCCGCCGCCAGGGGAGACCUGCCCUCCCGCCGCCCGCUGCUGGAUGCAGGACCCGGCGCCCGACGGCGACGUGGAGUUCGCGCCCUACGGCGAUGAGAGCGACAUGGCGGGGAUCGUGGAGUUGAUGGAGAAGGACCUGUCUGAGCCCUACUCGAUCUUCACGUACCGGUACUUCAUCUACAACUGGCCCGAAUUGUGCAUCCUCACAAAGAAGGACGGCAGGUGCGUGGGGGCCGUGGUCGGCAAGCUCGACGUGCACAAGUCGCGGGGCACGCACCGGGGGUACCUUGCCAUGCUGGCGGUGGACAAGGGGCUGCGAGGCCGCGGGGUCGGGACGAGGCUGGUGCAGCUGUGCCUGGACCGCAUGAGGGAGACGGGGGCCGACGAGUGCGUGCUGGAGACCGAGGUGACCAACCUCGGCGCGCUGUCAUUGUAUCGGAACAUGGGCUUCGUGAAGGAGAAGCGGCUGCACAAGU
Molecule: messenger RNA, 757 nt
Organism: Prorocentrum cordatum
Lineage: Eukaryota; Dinophyceae; Prorocentrales; Prorocentraceae
Source: the annotation of a GenBank genome assembly